Molecule: messenger RNA, 2199 nt
Organism: Colias croceus (clouded yellow)
Lineage: Eukaryota; Metazoa; Arthropoda; Insecta; Lepidoptera; Pieridae
Product: piggyBac transposable element-derived protein 3-like
Exons: 1
Coding region: 228-2126 (632 amino acids)
Source: RefSeq, a predicted model, not a curated record
UCAAGUAAAAAUAAUAUUUUAUCAGGUAAGUUCAUCAAAUAUAUGUGCUUAUUAUUAUUUUACUUCAAAUUUCAAUAAUGCGCUCGUAAAAACGCAAAAAUAUCUUUGUGCCGAAAACGACCCUUCAUGCAUAUUCAGUACAUUUUUUUCCCGCUAAGUGCCUACCUGUUCUAACACGUUUCAAUGUUUUAUUUGUUAUUUUGCUUUGCUGGGUGGUUGGUUAUUGCAUGUUGUUGUGUUGCUUUUCAGCUAUGAAUGACAAAAAUAUAGAAGAGAUGCUUCGCAUGCUAGAAAGUGGCGAAAUUUCUGACGAUCAGCUGGAAUCCGACGGGGAAGACCUAGAUUAUUAUCCGUCUCGUCAAGAUCUUUUAGAUGAGUUGGAAGAAUCUCCUUUAGAAACAUUCAAUGGUAAUGGUAAAGAUAUCGAUCCAGCUAUUGAUCCUAUUGAUGCUAUUGAUCCUCCCGCAGUAACUGACAGUGACCCUCCAAUAGUACGUAAUAUUUCAACUCCUGAAAGCGCAAAUUAUAUGCCAAGUGGAGGUAGAAGUCUACUAUGGAGAAAACGAAACCUGGUCUAUUCUGAAGAUAAAAUAGCAUUUUCAGGUUCUGAAGAAUUAUCUUCUAAUAUUUUGGAAUUAGAUACACCGUAUCAAUUUUUUACGUACUUUUUCACUAAUGAGUUCUUAGAGUCUAUUGUUCAGGAAUCAAACUUAUAUGCAACUCAGCAACAACCUAAUAGAUUAGAAACAUACACAGUAGAAGACUUGCGAAAAUAUUUAGGGAUUAUCACUUUCAUGUCUGUUUACCACUACCCCAAUAUUCGGUCAUACUGGGGCAAAUUUGGGUUCGGCCCAAUACGAGAUACCAUGCCCGUGAACAAAUUUGAAAAAAUUAGAAGGGUAUUGCAUUUUAACGAUAACUCAAAACAUCUCCCAGUCGACCAUCCAGACCACGACAAGUUACACAAAUUGCGGCCUGUGAUAACACAUUUGAACGAAAAAUUUUCUAGUGUUACGAUUGACCAACGCUUGUCAAUCGAUGAACAGAUGUGCGCAACUAAAAUCGGACACUUUUUGAAGCAAUACAUGCCGAAUAAGCCUCACAAAUGGGGUUUCAAAUUAUUUGCCCUUUGCAGCUUACUCGGAUAUUCAUAUAAUUUUAUAAUAUACGCGGGUAAAGACAAGGAUGACGAGAGACUGCCAAGUGAACCUGAAAUAGGAGUUGUUGGACAAACUGUCAUGAGGUUGCUCAGAGUGGUUCCUAAGCAAAAAAAUCAUAUCGUAUAUUUCGAUAAUUAUUAUACAUCUUUGCCCCUAAUGUAUCAUUUGGCCACUGAAGGAAUCCAUUCCUUAGGAACCAUACAGCGAAAUCGUUUGGGCAAAACUUGUAAAUUGCCUCAUAAACAAGACGUAAUGAAAAGUUCUAUACCUCGAGGAACAUAUGAAGAAUAUGUCACAAAUUUUGAAAAUGUGGACAUAUCUGCAGUUUCGUGGAAGGACAACAAACAAGUUGUCCUGGCAUCCACUUACGUCGGUGCAGAACCUGUGGAAACAAUCCAUAGGUAUGAUAAAAAAUUGAAACGAAAAAUCGAAAUUGCUUGCCCCAAACUCGUAAAAGAGUAUAACGCUCAUAUGGGAGGCGUCGACCUGAUGGAUUCUCACCUUGGCAGGUAUAGGAUUCGCAUCAAAAGCAGAAAAUGGUACAUGAGAAUAUUUUAUCAUCUGUUAGACCUGACCAUCAUCAAUGCCUGGAUUCUUUACAGAAAAGUUAUGGGUCAAAGAGGGAAAGCCAGCAAAGAUAUCAUGAAUCUUGCAGACUUUCGUUCUGAAUUAGCAGACACACUUUGCAAAUAUUCCACACCUAUACCGAGGGGUCGUCCACGUUCUACAUCAACUACAGCAGCUGGCCCGCCUCCCAAGAUACGGAAAGGAAAGCCUUGUCAAGUUUUACCCCCAAAUGACGUUAUACUCGAUGGCGUGGGCCAUGAACAAAUAAGGACACCUAAUAGGAUGAGAUGUAUGUUUCCAGCCUGCAAUUUGAAGACUGUAAUUAUGUGUGCGAAAUGUAAAGUUCAUUUAUGCGCUAAAAAAAGCAAAGACUGCUUCAAUGACCUUCACAAAAAAUAAUAAACUAACUAAUGCAUGUAGUGCCGAAAACGGCACAUGUUGAUUUUUGGUAAAAAUAUACGUAAAUACAUAA